UUUCAUCAAUCAUCCUUUAAAUGAUCAAAUCAAAUUGAUCGAUCGAUGAUUGAAUAACAAUGAUAAUGACAAAUUAAGAACAAUCCGAUACAUUCUGAAUUCGAGUGAUUUGUAAAUCAAAAAGCAACAAAAAAAUAAUGGAUUAGAAUGAAAAUCGGUUGGUAAAGGGGGAUGGUCGUCAAUAAUAAUCAAUAAACGUUCGAAUCAAUCGUAUCAUUUUCUCCAUUCGAAUAUUAUCUCAUCAUUACCACCAUCAAUUUUUUCCCACUUAUAUAAAUAUAAAAAAGCAAAGCGUGGGUUUCCCUUUUUUAAUAUUCAUCCAAUCAAUCAAUCAAUCAUUUCGAACAUUGUGUCUGUGAAUAUAUUUGCCAUAUUUGAAAUGUAAAAAAAGAAAAAAUUUGUCAAUUUUUCAAAUUCAUCAAAGUUUUUUAUUAAUUUUCAAUCCGGAAUUUCAAUUGCAAACUAUCAUUCAAAGAACAAAGUUUCCAUAACAAUAUUCAUCAUCAUCAUAAUAAUCUUAUUUAAUUAAACUAAAAGAAAUGUCUAAAACAUUAAGCUCAAAAUUUGUUGAAUCAUUUUUGAUUCGUACAAAUGAUCCAAAUCGUAAACUAUGGUUACAUCGUUUUUUGGUAUUAUUAUUAACAUUUAUUGUAUAUACAAUAUAUCAUAUGUCACGUAAACCAAUGUCAGUGGUUAAAUCACGUUUAUUCAAUGGUAAUGUUACCGAUCAUCAAAAUAAUUGGCCACCAUUCGAUGGUUCAAAUGCCAAUACAUUUUUAUCAAUAUUGGAUGGUGCUUAUUGGGGCACAUAUGCAAUCGGAAUGUUUUUUACCGGUUUUUUAGCCGAACGUAGUAAUUUACGUUAUUUUCUUUCAAUUUCGUUAUCGAUUUGUGGCUUACUUUGUAUUGUUUCUGGUUCGGCAUUUUACCUAAAAAUUCAUUCAUUAUGGUUUUUUAUUAUAACACAAGUAUUGACCGGUUUAGCUGAAUCAACUGGUUGGCCAGCUGUAUUGGCUAUUAUGGGUGGUUGGUUUGGUUCAACAAAAAAAGGUUUCAUAUUUGGUAUAUGGUCAUUACAUACAUCAGUUGGUAAUAUGCUUGGUACAACUAUUGCCGGUAUUUUUGUCGAUUUUAAUUGGGGCUUAUCGUUUAUUGUACCCGGUUUGCUUUGUAUAAUCAUUUCUAUAGUGAUAUUUUUUUUAUUAGUUGAAAAACCAUCGGAUGUAGAUCUCAUUGUAAACAUGACAUUACCCGAUGAUAAUCGUCAAAUGAAAUUAUCGGAUGAAGAAUCAAUAACAAAUACAGUAUCGACAAUUUCAUUAUCAUCAACGAUUGAUUCGAAAAUUGUAAAAAAUUCAUCAUCAUCAUCAUCAUCAUCAUUAUCAACGAAAAAAUCCGAAUCCAAUUCAUUAAAAUCAUCAUCAUCAUCAACAACAACAUCAUCGGAACCAAUCGGUAUUUGGGAUGCAUUAUUCAUACCUGGUGUUAUUGAAUUUUCGAUAUGUUUAUUUUUUACAAAAUCCGUAUCGUAUAUAUUUUUAACAUGGCUGCCAAAAUUUAUCAGUACAACUAAUCGAAUUCCAGCAUCUGAAUCGGCAUACAUAUCGAUUAUGUUCGAUAUUGGUGGUAGUGUUGGUUCAAUUAUGGCCGGUCUUAUGUCCGAUAUAAUUAAUGCCGGUGGUAUUACUUGUAUAAUAUUUCUUCUAAUGGCCAUUCCAUCGCUAUUUUUACUUGCACAUUUUUCAUCGAUUAGUUUGGCCAUUAAUCUAGCAUUACAAUUUAUGGCCGGAUUUUUUAUUAAUGGUCCAUAUUCAUUGAUUAUAACAUCAGUAUCGGCAAAUCUAGCUUGUACAGUACCAUCAAAAGCAGCAACAGCAACAAUAUCAGCUAUUAUUGAUGGUACUGGAUCGAUUGGUGCGGCAAUUGGUCCAGCAAUUACCGGACCAUUAUCCGAUUAUUUUACCUGGAAUUCAGUAUUCUAUCUUUGUAUGGUUGGUGAUUUUAUUGCUGCUUGUUGUUUGGUUCGAGUGGCAUGGAAUGAAUGGAAACGAAAUCAUUGUUCAAUAUUAAAACGAUGUAAUUCAUCAAUCUCUAAUGAUGAUUAUUUAUCAUCAUCGAUUCAAAGUGAUGAAAAACAAAUUGUUUCUUAAAAAUCAACAAAUUCUCUCUAUUAUCAAUAAUUGUAAAUAAUCAACGCUUUUGUAAUUCAUAUUUUUAGAUAA
Messenger RNA from Dermatophagoides pteronyssinus (European house dust mite), 2222 nucleotides. Its product is annotated as glucose-6-phosphate exchanger SLC37A2-like. Gene Ontology annotation, cellular component: membrane. Gene Ontology annotation, biological process: transmembrane transport. Gene Ontology annotation, molecular function: transmembrane transporter activity. Lineage: Eukaryota; Metazoa; Arthropoda; Arachnida; Sarcoptiformes; Pyroglyphidae. The record is from RefSeq and is a predicted model, not a curated record.